This is a messenger RNA of Dermacentor andersoni, 949 nucleotides long. RefSeq lists its product as uncharacterized. NCBI's taxonomy places the organism in Eukaryota, Metazoa, Arthropoda, Arachnida, Ixodida, Ixodidae. The record is from RefSeq and is a predicted model, not a curated record.
GUAACAGAACACCUUCGACGGUGGCGCAUCGUUCGCAGGAGACAGCAGCGGCGUGCUCCUUCACGGCAUCGCCUUUGUGCGAUUUCUCGCGCGCACUUAUCUGCUACGCGACGCCGGUGGCGGAUCCGUGUCCCGAUCCUGAAAAGCCGCUUGACAGGCAGUGUACAAAGCCAACUGCGGUGCAAUCUUGGGGGCCCGUAUUGGGUGUUUUCUUUGCGCACGCGCCGGGCUUCGGAGCACGUGAGCGCGCCAAGGUACAGUUUGCGCUGCGACCGCCAAGCGCCCAUCGGAUGCAAUGCGUGCAUGCUUCAACGGAGCGCUCCAAACAGCCUGCGUGCUCAUCCUUCUGUUAUCGACGCCGACGACUGUUCAAGGUGAUGGAAAACAGAGGCAGCACGCUAGAGUACAAGGCCCGGAUGAAUGGGACAUCAUAAAAGUAAAAUCCUGCAAUCCUGAACGCUGCAGAUACAUCUGCGCCAAGAUCAAAAAUUUCGACGAGGAAGGCGUUAAAGAUGCGCACUGCAAGGGUACCCAGUGUCUUUGCCAGUACAAAAAAGCGUGCAAUGUGUCGGACUGCUACCAAAAAUGCGCUCGCGAGAAAUUUGUGACACUGUCCACGAAAAACGCCUGCUUCACGAGAGAAUGCUUCUGCCUUUUCGAAGACCGAUGCGAGAAGCGCAGCUGCGUCGAAGGUUGCCCAGGGAGGCGCCGGCAGGACGAUGGCGUCAAGGGUGUCUGCAUCGGAAGCGGGUGCAGCUGCAAAUGGGCCUGAAAGCCCACGGUGGCUUGACAGCCAAGUACACAACGCUCGCGGCAGCACGGGUUAAAGUGCUUCCGCGUGCGUAAAAUGUUAAAAAAAAAGAAAACACUGUUUCUUUGAACGCUUAUCACAACAAAUCUCUUUCGUCGUCAAUAAAACUUCGGCAUCGUUAGGGCCCCCUAAAACGUC